AUGGUUGUGAAACCUUCUUCAGAGUCGAUCAAACACGCCAUUGGUCUCUUGAAGCAGUCUGGGGUCGAUCCAGAUAUCAUCUCAAAGCAAGAUUUGCUUGAAUUUGCAGUGCGGUCUCCCGACGCCCAGCAAUAUGCCCUUAGCCAACUAUUGAAACGUCUAGAACUUGACGAGUCCGAGGAUGAAGAGGGCGAUGCCGAGGAGCAGGCAUCUACUGCUGCUCAGGACUUGCUCGAGAGAUGUAGAAACCUCUUACACGAGCUUGAGCAGUUCGCAUCCUACUUGAAAGAGCACAAGAAAGAUGGACUUGUAGAGUUUCGAACAUUCAGAAAUGAACUGAAGAGCGAGAUUCGCUUCCUCGAGAGACUCCAAAAAUCUGAUCUGGGAGCUGAGAAAAUCCAACACAACAUUUCCUCGUCGAACUUCCCUUAUUAUGAGACUCUCUGGUCCGCUGCGAAACGGUCGUCGGAAGUCCUCACUUUCAGAAAGUGGUUCUAUUGGGAACCUUCUUCACCAGAUUCGAACAUGUCCGAUUCUGCGGGACGUCAGAGUCAUAAAACACAGUCCACACCCAAUAAGUCACGGGAGAAGCAUAGUGCACUCGUCGAUGUUGUUACACAAAACGGCCGCGGAUGGAUAAAAGUCUCAACUGUCAACGACAACAGGAUUCUGAUGGAGCUCGCCAAGCAAGGCUGGCGGAACGACUCAGACUCGGAUGAUGACAUGGACGUCGAUGAUACCAAUACCAGCAACAAAGCUGAUAAACCUAAGGAUGACGACGAAGACCAGGUAUCUCUUUUGAAGAUCGCUACGGACCUCUCUCGUGCAGCCAAAUCAAAUCGCAUCCACACACACCUUCCUCAUAUCACUUUCGUCCUUCCCCGCGUGCACCGCGGUGCAUACGCUGCCGUUGAUGCCGUACUUUCACGCAUUGUUGCGACGGGCUGUACUGUGCAAACUGCAGAUGAGAUUCCUACCACACCACCGCUCGCCGCCACUCUGCAUUCGCUCAUGAUCGAUGAGAGUCGGUCAUUCUCGACCACGGUGAAUGUCGACUGUACCAUUUUACUCGCACUCGUGUCCGAUAUUUCACAUAUGGUGGUUGAGCCACAGCCAUGGUAUCCAAAAGCAGUCACGCAACAGAUCGCAGUCGAGAGGCGUGCGCAGCUACUGCCCAACACACUGUAUCCAGUCCUAGCGGGCCGCGAUUUGACAUGCACUACUGAAGCAGCGCAGCGCAUGAGGCAGAUUGUAAGCACGAUCGGCACGGAUAGCGAGAAGGCGCGAGCGAAUAUAUUUGUCUGCGAUGAUGCGCAGAACACAAAGGACAACUUAAUUAAGCGCCUAGCAAACUUAACAGACCAUGAUGUCCCGCCGGUCUUGUGCUUACCGAUCCGCGUGCUGCCACCAUUUGACCUGCCUGCGACGCUUUCAGCCCUGCCCGCCGUAGCAGCGAAGGUUGCGGAGCAGUUGACGGAUAUCAAUCAAUCCAUCUUUCUGUCCGCGUGGGCAAACGGCAUCACGACGCUGAGCUCGAACGCAACCGUUGCAAAACAGAUUGAGAGGAUCAUCGAGGAAUUGCGGGGUGAAGACGAGGAGACAACCGGGCCGCAUGUCUGGAUAUGCAGUGAGAGCAGGAGUCUGGUCAGUAAAGCGGGAAGAGGAGAUGGGAAGUGGGGUAGUGCAGAGACCAGGAGCGUUGUUAGGGAUAUUAUAUGCUGA
Pseudovirgaria hyperparasitica is the source of this 1722-nucleotide messenger RNA. RefSeq lists its product as uncharacterized. NCBI's taxonomy places the organism in Eukaryota, Fungi, Ascomycota, Dothideomycetes, Acrospermales, Acrospermaceae. The transcript has 2 exons. Bases 1 to 1722 code for a protein of 573 amino acids. The record is from RefSeq and is a predicted model, not a curated record.